UAUAAUCUGUAUUCGCCAGGAGCAGAAUAUUUAUUAUAGAUUCAAUAAAUUGAGGUUAAAAUAAUCACAAUGAAAUAUUUAAAGUAACCAUGACAUUCAUCACAAUACAGACUAAUUCGGUCGUCUUACUUUGCUAAUAUAUAAUUGGCUACAUAUCAUGUCAAUAGUUCUUGGCUCACCUUGUUGUUAUUGUGUUACAAGUGCUAUCUUUAACUAAUCACUUUGCGGGGCUUGGAACGGAUUUAGCAGCAAUUUCGCAGUCCUCUCGAGAUUAUAGUUAACGCAGAUAAUUAUUAGAAUCUUAAAAAUGGAGAAUAGAAUUAGAUGUUAUGAAGAAAUAUCAUCUGAGACUUUUGAUACAGAAAAUGUGGUCACAGACUCUUCGUCUGAUCAGGUUGAUGUGGAGGCAGUGAUAUUAAAAAUCUUCAAACAGUUUGAGAAGAGUGCUGAAAUAGAACCAGAGUUCCCUGUAAUAAGAAAAAGAGUGCAUUGUCAAUUGUUGAAGGACUAUCUCAGAACUUUACCACAGAAAUAUGAAUGCUUGGAUGCAAGCAGAACAUGGAUUGUGUACUGGGUCCUACACUCACUGUCGUUACUUAAUGAUAUGCCUGAUGCAGAGACAUUGUCUGAUGUAGUGAAGUUUCUAACUCUGUGUCAGCAUGACGAUGGUGGCUAUGGAGGUGGUCCUGGACAGUACCCACAUCUAGGAACCACAUAUGCCGCUGUCAAUGCCCUUAGCAUAAUAGGCACUGAGGAAGCAUAUAACUCUUUAGACAGGAGUAGUUUACAAAAGUUUUUAUGGACUGUGAGAGAUGUUGAUGGGUCAUUUGCCCUUCACAAAGGUGGGGAGCAAGACAUUAGAGGAGCAUACUGUGCUGUCAGUAUUGCUAAAAUUACAAACACAUACACAGAUGCCUUAUUUGAUAAGACAGCUGAAUGGAUAGUCAGCUGCCAGACCUAUGAAGGUGGGUUUGCUGGAUGUCCAGGUAUGGAGGCACAUGGAGGAUAUGCAUUUUGUGGCAUUGCAUCCUUGGCUUUGUUGAAUAAAACACAUCUAUGUGAUGUAGAUGCAUUAUUAAGGUGGUGUGUGAAUCGUCAAAUGCGUUUAGAAGGUGGAUUCCAAGGGAGAACAAAUAAAUUGGUGGAUGGAUGUUACUCAUUUUGGCUAGGAGCUGCAUUUCCAAUAAUCAGUGCUAUCUUAUCUCAAGAAAAUAAAGAAUUGUUAGAAACGGUACUCUUCAACCAAGGUGCCUUACAAGAGUAUGUAAUUAUCUGCUGUCAAGCCUUGCCUGGGGGCGGCUUUAUUGACAAACCUGGCAAGCAUCGAGAUGUUUACCACACUUGUUAUGCUCUGAGUGGGCUGUCAGUGGCACAGCAUGGCACGGGGGCUGGUGACCCCUUCAUAGUCGGCCGACCCAGCAAUGAACUCAACAGAAUACACCCACUCUACAAUGUUGCACCACAUCUUGCGUACAAUGCUGUACACUACUUCAUCAGACAUCCACCACCAGUCAAAGAUAAAAACUAAGUACCCAAUGUUGUUAUCCUUAAAUUUUUUAAGCUUUCUUGAACACAACUCCUGAUGCACCAAUAUUUCAAUCUUUCACACCAUCCCUUCAUAUUUAUUCUGAAAUUAUUGUCUUUGAUUCUUCACAGUUCUAAUUUUAAACAUACAGGAUAUAAUUAUCUAUUCCAUUCCAAUGUGUAGGAAAAUAACUUACAUUGCAGGAAAACAGCUUCCUUACUAAAUGGUAUUAAAUUGAUGUUUUAACUUGUUUUCCAAGUAGUACCAAAAAUGUGUUACAUUUGGAAAACAUUAUUGUUUAAUUACUUCCAAGUAAAUAAGUAUUACAAUUAACAUUAUUUUUAAAUGUUAUAAAUGUUACAUGUUAUUGUUUUAAUGAAAUAAAGUACUUGCUCUCCGCAAUUUAUAUGUAAAAAAUAUUUAUAAUGAGAAAUUAAUCUCAGUAAGAUUUGUGUGGUGGUACAAUUAUUUUGGGUGUACAUAGUAUUUCAAUUUUAUGAUUAGUUAAUUCCACAUUUCCAUUGUGAUUUUCUUGGGUAAACUAAGUCCCUUGUAUCAUCACAUCCCUGCAAUUAUGUAUAAACUAUACAUAAGGUUAGUAAUAAUUUUUGUGCAGUAUAGAUUAAUAAAUAAAAAACUGUGUAAAAUAA
Messenger RNA from Spodoptera frugiperda (fall armyworm), 2175 nucleotides. RefSeq names its product protein farnesyltransferase subunit beta (gene Fntb). Lineage: Eukaryota; Metazoa; Arthropoda; Insecta; Lepidoptera; Noctuidae. The transcript has 4 exons. The record is from RefSeq and is a predicted model, not a curated record. Gene Ontology annotation, biological process: protein farnesylation. Gene Ontology annotation, cellular component: protein farnesyltransferase complex. Gene Ontology annotation, molecular function: protein farnesyltransferase activity. Bases 308 to 1528 code for a protein of 406 amino acids.